AUGACGACAGCUACAAUGAUGCCUGUUGAUAUCUGCAAAUACCUAGUAAACCUAGAGCUUAUCGUAUUGGAACGAGAGCAACAACGACGAGCAAUUCUAGCAGCCGCCGCAUUUCAGCACAAUCAAUCGCACAAUCUCCAUCAGCAUCAACAGCACAAGGUCAAACUACCACUGCACAAGAUGGACAAACACCACAACGCAAACAACAACAUGAUACUGCCAGUAUUCCCACCAUCAUCGUUUUUGCAACAUGAGAUGGAAAAGGACAGCGAACUCAACAAAGUGCUCAACCGCAUGACCCGAUCGGUCAGUACGGAAUCGUCUCUGUCCAGAUGCUCUUCCAAAUCAUAUUCCAACAAGCUUGAUCAUGUGCAACCGUUAUCCAACAUUUCCAAUCCACAACAACAGCUUGACAGCGAUUUCGAUGGCGAUUCCCAACCACCCGCCGCCAAACGUGCCAAGCACAAGGACGUCCGAUGGCUCUCCAACCUCGAACAACUCCGAGAAUACAAGGAACAGCAUGGUGAUUGUGUGGUCCCACGUGGUUUCAGUGGCAAUCCAAGACUUGCCAGCUGGGUCGCCGAACAACGCAAGCAGCGAAAACUGUUGAUGGAUGGAAAGCAAAGCAGCAUGAUUCCAGGACGCAUUCGCCUAUUGGAUGACCUUGGCUUUGUUUGGAACGCUCAAGAGGCAGCAUGGGAUCGUCAAUUGACAGACCUCAAGGCCUUUCAAGCCAAGUAUGGACACUGCCUAGUCACGGUUGGCCAUGCGGAAUACCCCAAGCUUGGGUCCUGGGUCAAGGAACAACGCCGUCACCAUGUGUUGAUGGAACAAGGAAAGGCCUCCAACAUGUCGGCUGAACGAGCUGCCAAGCUCGAUGCUGUUGGCUUUUGCUGGAACACACAUCAAGCUCUUUGGUUGGAACGCUUUCACGAACUCGAUGAAUACAAAAAGUUGCAUGGCCAUUCGGUAGUCCCCACCAAAUGCCAAGAGAACCAACGUCUUGGCACAUGGGUCCACCACCAACGUCGCGAAUACAAGAAAUAUCAACUUGGAAAGCCAAGUCACAUGACUGCGGAACGAAUUGAAGCGCUAGAAUCAUUGGACUUUGUUUGGUACCCACGAGACAACAGCAAUGAUACUAGCAGCAGCACAAAAAGUUGUGGUGGUGAACGCCCUUCUUCCCCAUGUGGAUCAAUCCUAUCUACAUCCUCGGCAUCAAUGUCGUCAUCAUCAAGUUGUGGCAAGAGAAAGAGAUAA
Cylindrotheca closterium is the source of this 1260-nucleotide messenger RNA. The record is from the annotation of a GenBank genome assembly. Lineage: Eukaryota; Bacillariophyta; Bacillariophyceae; Bacillariales; Bacillariaceae.